Molecule: messenger RNA, 288 nt
Organism: Salvia splendens (bonfire salvia)
Lineage: Eukaryota; Viridiplantae; Streptophyta; Magnoliopsida; Lamiales; Lamiaceae
Product: protein phosphatase 1 regulatory subunit INH3
Exons: 1
Coding region: 1-288 (95 amino acids)
Cellular component (GO): nucleus
Molecular function (GO): protein serine/threonine phosphatase inhibitor activity; protein phosphatase 1 binding
Source: RefSeq, a predicted model, not a curated record
AUGGCGAGACCGACCUCCACCGCCCCUUCUACGGCGACCACCACUGCCCUCCAGACGUUCUCCUCCUCCAACCAGCAGCCGCAUAUUAGGGACUCGCUGGUGCUGAAAUUGAAGCUUCCGAAGAAGAAGGUGUCGUGGAAGGAAGGAACCGUAGACAACGAGUUUAUGAAUAAAAAGAGCUCCAAAAAAUGCUGCAUCUUCCACAAGGAGAAGCCUUUCGACGAGGACGAUUCCGACGCCGACUGCGAUCACGAUCACGAUCAUCAAGAGGCUUCGACGAGUCGGUGA